AUGAAAGACAGAGAGGCUGGGACACCAAAGACUAGUUCUGAGAACAAUCUGACAGACCUUCUGGGUGUCCGGUGUGCCAGUUGUAAUGUCCCACUGCCAAGGCCACCAAGGAGAAGGAAUAGCUGAUCCCACUUCCACAACAUGGAUAUGACUGGAGAGGGCUGAAACAGGAAUCCCUCCAAUGGUCACUCCACCCAUCAGACUCCCACUGCUCACUGUGACUUCUCUGACUGUCCAAAGGAUCAAAAACAUCCCCAAGGUGCCUCGCUUGCUUGGUCUCCAGCUGAAGGGCAGCAAGUGUCCGGCAUGUAGUGGUCAAAACCUGGUACUUUCACACUACUUAAUGGUAAAUAAUGCAAGCGACUUCAAUGACAAAUUUCUCUGAACAAGGGGGGAAAAAAACAUCACCAGAUUCACAGGGAAUACAUUACAUAGUAUGGAGAAGCAAUACGCCAAGCCACAGCUUCAUGUUAUUUGUCAAACAUAGAGAACUGACACUGUAUACUGGUUGUUGGGGUGGGACUGGCAUUGGGUGUGGGGGGGGUCCGUUGGUGUUUUUUUCCCAUUUGAUUUAUUCCUCAUGUCUUCCUCAUUGGUAGGAAGAAGUUUGGUCCAAAUCGGAUGUUGGGUACUAUAUUUAUUGAAUAUUAUCUGAAUCCUAUAAAUUAAAAUGGCCAAUUUGGGUGCAAUCAAUUAGCUUCAAAUUACAUUUCAACAAAAUAAUGUUUCAGGAAUUCUAAUAAUAUCUGUUACUAACUACAGAAAGGAUUUCAGAACAAUCUGAGAUGGUGGGUGUCAAUCCUAUUUCUUCUGCUUUGUGAGGUGGAACGACCCUUUUGCAAUCUAGACUAAUCAUAAAACACACUGAUGGCAGAGAGCUGCGGAUUCUUAACUGGACCUAUUCAAUCUUAUAGACUCCAAGGAUAGGAGGGAGCAGACUAGGUCUUUCCCUGAGCUGCCAGCCAUUGCAGUGUCAGCCUCACCUGCCCUGCCGGCCAUCCCAGUGCCUACCCCAACUGUCAUCUCAGUGCCUGUCCGUCUGGUGUCUGCCCCACCUGCCUCCCCAGUGCCAGCCCGGACUGCCAACGUCAGACCACAGAGGCGUGUGUCGGAGAGAAUCCAGCGCUUACAGAUCCGGUCUGCUAUACUACCAGAGCUACUGGACGACAGAUGGUCAUAUUACCCUCUGAGCCCCAGUCCUUCAGAAGCGCUGAGAGAGUGUUCCUAUGUGGCCCACCUUCAGUUUGCCACCCAGCUAACGUAGGCAGAAAUGACAGCUGUCACCCCCUGCCCAUACCUACGUCCAGCUUUACAGGUAGCACAGACCACUCCGCUGUACUGACCAGUGGGAGAGCUGUGCAGGUGGGUGAGAGGUGCCCCUUUCACACCCUCCUGACCCCCUUGGACCCACUAUCUGAGUGAGAAUGAGAGAAUAACUGACGAGGGCGCAGGAAGAAGAAGAAUCCCAUUAACUUGGUUUUCUUUGAGUCUGGGACUUUCUUCCCACUGUGUGUGUCUCUCCCUCUCUGCCCUCCAUCGUGGAAGUGGAUGAGGAGGAUGAAGAUAUACUGCACUACUGGAAGUCCUUGGAGACCACAGUCAAGAUAGACUUCAGCCAUGACAAUAUCAUCCUGGGCAAGCCAUUCUCCCGCUUUGUGUUGAAGACACACGCCCCUAUCCACGUUCACAGAAUUAUGCCUCCCCACCCCUCUACGAGAGAAAGCACACCUAACGCCCCCUUCUUCACCCCUCCCACUACCCCAUGGUUCUUCACCCCUCCCAUUACCCCCUGGUUCUUCACCCCUCCCACUACCCCCUGGUUCUUCACCCCUCCCUCUACACCCCUGGUUUCCUGUGGGGGUUCUCUUCCUGGAGAG
Messenger RNA from Coregonus sp. 'balchen', 1877 nucleotides. The record is from the annotation of a GenBank genome assembly. NCBI's taxonomy places the organism in Eukaryota, Metazoa, Chordata, Actinopteri, Salmoniformes, Salmonidae.